Messenger RNA from Penicillium roqueforti, 2028 nucleotides. Its product is annotated as putative succinyl-CoA synthetase subunit alpha. Gene Ontology annotation, biological process: tricarboxylic acid cycle. Gene Ontology annotation, molecular function: succinate-CoA ligase (GDP-forming) activity; succinate-CoA ligase (ADP-forming) activity. The transcript has 9 exons. NCBI's taxonomy places the organism in Eukaryota, Fungi, Ascomycota, Eurotiomycetes, Eurotiales, Aspergillaceae. The record is from RefSeq and is a predicted model, not a curated record. The coding region runs from base 1 to 2028 and encodes 675 amino acids. Gene Ontology annotation, cellular component: succinate-CoA ligase complex (ADP-forming); mitochondrion.
AUGAACGUUAUGCCUCUGCACGCCGUACAUAAACGGGCGCCCCAGUUGCGGACAUCCCUAAUAAGGCGCUUUACAACCACCCCCCGCACGGCCAGUUAUGCGGACACUUUACCGAACCUCAAGAUUGGCGCCCAUACCAAGGUAUUAUACCAGGGAUUUACAGGAAGACAGGCGACUGCCAAUGCCAAGGAGUCUCUUGAAUGGGGCACUAAGAUCGUGGGAGGCGUCAAGCCUGGGGUCGAAGGCGAACAUCUAGGUUUACCUGUCUUCCCAUCUGUCAAAGCGGCCCAAGAACAGGCAAAACCCGACGCAUCUGCAAUCUAUGUCCCAGGAAACCAAACCGCCAAAGCCAUCGAAGAAGCCAUCGAAGCGGAAAUCCCACUCGUCGUGGCUGUAGCGGAGCAUGUGCCGAUCCACGACAUCCUUCGGAUCCACUCCAUGCUACAAACGCAAUCCAAAACCCGUCUUGUCGGCGCAAACUGUCCAGGAAUUAUAUCCGCCAUCGGCAAAUGCCGAAUCGGCUUCCAGCCAUUGCCUUGCUUCGCGCCGGGCAAUGUCGGUAUCGUGGCUAAGUCUGGGACAUUGAGCUAUGAGACUGUUGCGUCGACGACGCGGGCUGGACUUGGUCAGAGUCUUUGUAUUAGUAUGGGCGGUGACGUGCUGGCGGGCACGAACUUUGUCGAUGCCCUUAAUCUCUUUGAAGAUGAUCCUGAUACUCGGGGUAUUAUUUUGGUUGGGGAGAUUGGGGGGACGGCGGAGAUGGAUGCUGCGGAGUGGAUUAAGGAUUAUCGACGGAGGACUGUGGAUCCUAAGCCUAUUAUGGCCCUUGUUGGUGGGUUGGAAGCACCUCCUGGGCGGGUUAUGGGACAUGCCGGUGCUUGGGCUGCGCCUGGGGAACCAGAUGCAGAAACUAAGUAUCGGGCACUUGAACGUGCUGGCGCGGUCAUGGUUAACCAUCCUGAGAAGUUCGGCGAAGGAAUGAAGACUUUGUUUGCGAACCAGUCUAGCCGUCCAAUGUCUGGAACUGGCUCACAAAAACGUGGCUUUCAUACUAUGAGACGAGUUACGCCAAUUUCGAGACGGAACACUGAACACAAGCGUACUCUGUACAUCAAGCAGUUCCAGGCAUUCGACAUCCUCAAGCAGAAAUCCGUCCCUGUCAAUGAGUCGGCUUCUAACUCUGAUAGUCCUGUUUCUGUUUCCAUUGCAGUCGACCGAACAGCUUUAUCGCCAUGCAUUAUUGCCUCGGCGACUUCCGGAUUUAGCCCGGCUCAGUCGCAAAGAUUCCCAUUCCCUUACACUCAGAGCAAGUUCGAAAGCUCCGUCAUCGCUGAUGUUGCCGAGCAGUUGGGUCUCCCAGCCUCUGCUCACAAGCAGCUUGAAGGCAUUCUGCAAGCCCUUUGGGAAAUUUACAAGGAAAAAGAGGCCUUCACGCUGGAGACGCAAAUUGGCAUCUCGCCCGAUGAUGUUUUGGAGGUCCAGGGUGCACGUUUUGGCUUCGACGAUGCUGCAUUCCGUAGCUCGGGCCGACAGGAAGAUAUCCAUAAACUGCGGGAUAUAUCCGAAGAGGUCGCGGCGGAGGUUGAAGCCGAAAAGGACGGAAUUGUUUACGUCAAAUUGGAAGGCGAAGGCAAUAUUGGCACACUCGUCAAUGGAGCCGGCCUUGCCAUGAACACGGUCGACGCUCUCACUAUCCACGGCGGCCACUGCGCGAAUUUCCUCGAUACCGGUGGCAAAGCUACUUCGGAGACAGUCAAGGCGUCAUUCCGCGUAAUUUGCUCUGACACGCGCGUCAAAGCCGUCUUUGUCAAUAUCUUUGGCGGACUGACUCGCUGCGACAUGAUUGCUGAGGGCAUUAUCUUGGCUUUCCGGGAUUUGAAUAUGAAGGUUCCAGUGGUUGUACGACUGCGAGGUACGAAUGAGGAACUGGGGCAGAAGAUGAUUGCGGAGAGUGGCCUUCCUUUGCAUGCAUUUGAUGGAUUCGAGGAGGCUGCAAAGAAGGUUAUCGCGUUGGCUAAGGAGCAAUAG